UUCUUUCGUAAUUUUUCACUACUAUUCUAUUAUUGCGUGCGAACGAUAAGUCAGUACAUAAUUAGGAAUCUGAAGCCUUCGCUUAGUAGUGGAUGAAAGCAGCCGACGAGCGGAGUUGGGACAACAGUACCAGAUUUUGAGUUUUAAUUUUUCUCCGGUGAAUACGUAUCAUACUUUCCUCCUCGCAAAAUGGCCCUAAGCGACGCAGAUGUCCAGAAACAGAUCAAGCAUAUGAUGGCCUUCAUCGAGCAGGAGGCCAAUGAAAAGGCGGAGGAAAUCGACGCCAAGGCCGAGGAAGAAUUCAACAUCGAGAAGGGCCGUUUGGUGCAGCAGCAGCGUCUGAAGAUCAUGGAGUAUUAUGAGAAAAAGGAAAAACAAGUAGAGCUGCAGAAAAAGAUUCAGUCUUCUAACAUGCUGAACCAAGCUCGUCUGAAGGUGCUCAAAGUACGCGAAGAUCACGUCGCCAACGUACUCGAAGAAUGUCGUCGUCGGCUGGGAGAGGUCACCCGUGACCAAGUCCGUUACGGCGAGGUUCUCUCCGCUCUCAUCACUCAGGGUUUGCUGCAGCUCAUGGAGGCCGACGUGGUCGUACGAGGUCGCCAAGUUGAUGCUCAGCUGAUCCAAAAUAUUCUGCCAUCGGCUGUCGCAGAUUACAAGAAAACGUCCGGUAAGGAGGUUGAAGUAACUCUCGAUACGACCACGUAUCUGCCGGCAGAUACUACUGGAGGAAUCGAUCUAACCACUCGGUCUGGUCGCAUCAAGAUCUCCAAUACUUUGGAGUCCCGUUUGGAGCUCAUCGCCCAGCAGCUGAUACCAGCGAUCCGUAAUGCUCUGUUCGGUCGCAACAUCAAUCGUAAAUUCACCGACUAAACAGUAUCCACAGUUCUGCAGAAUGUGCUUCGCCCCAAGCAGUUUUCCUUUUUUCGUCGUUUUUUUCUGUCUAAAAUGAAAUACACAUACAAUAAACAAAGUUGAAAACAAAGUACAGCAUAGAUCGGAUGCAAUUACGCAUAGUAAGGUCAGUUCCACCAGAUUCUAAGUUUACGCUGUAUCGCGCCAACAAAUUAUAGUAGUUAUGUAACUGAGCUGAUUCUAACCGUCAGAUGGCUGUGGAAUCGUUCAAAAGCCACACUACUCUUUACUCAAAACCAUUUACUGUUGUUCGUGUUCCCCCGAAAUGCCAUCUUCCAUCCUGGAGGGAAAACUUUUAUGCCAUUCGUUGGUCAUCUUUCGGUUAGAGUUUUACUCCAAUGUUAUAAAUGAAAAAAUCAGUCCGUUCUUUUUGAUGUUUGCUUAAUAUGCUAUUAGUUUAUCUGAUUGUAUCAUUUAAUAGUUUAGAAAUUUGUUUUAUUUUAUAAUAUUUUAAGACAAGAACUUGUUGCAUAGUGAAAUAUUCAUCGGCAUUGGCGAUAUUCGAUUUUGAAUUACAAGAUCGAAACCUUAACAACAAUAGAAAUAACAUAAAUUUCGACGUUGUACACAUUCCUUCGUUUUUUUGGUACAGUACGGAUCAAUGAUGGGCUAUUUCGUAAGUGCUAUUGUUGAUCCAUCAAAUUAUGUAUGAUUCUUUUCUGUUAGUCGACCUAUUCGGUUUGAUUGUUUGUGCAGUUUUAUCCGAUUCACGACUUGCUGUAAAAAUUUAUUGAAACAGAAUGUCAUUUGGUAGAUUUUGUGAAUUGCUGGAACUAAUGACUAUAACGAUUGAAUGUUUCAAAACUCUUGCCACAGCAUCUUGCUUCGCUUGCACCGAAAUUUUGAUAAAUAUUUUGCUGAAUGUUGAAGCAAUGGCAUGAAUGCGAAAUGUUUAAUCGUUAUUGUCUAUUAUUAACUAUUGUGUGUUGAAAUGGAUCUAUAAAAUCAAAAGAAUCCUUUGUAUCGGUGUGUGAGUCAGUCAGUAAAAAAAGUUCAGUAAAACAAUAAGAUCCGUUGAGCAGUAAGCAUGAAAGGCACAAAACAUAGACUGCAGCAAUCAAAUCGAAUGUUGGUUUCAAUUGGCACAUUAAAAAUCCCCGAUUUAACUGCGAAGUUAAUUUUAAGAUAAUAUAAGAAGGUAAAAGUAUGUAAAAGAUAAUAUGUAAUUAUUAUAUAGAUAUUGUUGUAAUCAUAAUUAAUAUACCUAAUAGUUAAAGUAUAAUGCAUAAAAAUUGAUCAAUAAUACAUCAUUAAUUGAAACAAAAAAAAUAAAAAUACUUAACAAAAAAAAAAACGCUAGACAAAACUAUCGUUUGGGAGACGCUUUCGAUGGUAUCAAUUAAACGACAAACAUGUAUAUUCGUAAACACAUUUUGACCCAAUCAUGCAGCGGAUUUUUAGUUUUAUUUCACUCUAGUAUUGCACCGGCAAACUCACACCUAAUUUGGUGGGAACUAUCAAUCAAUUUGAAAUUUGUAAAACACACACAGAUAUAUAAUAAAAAGUAAUUUCAGUACCGUAGUAGAAAUACCGUUCUAUGAAUUCACAAACAUGCACAGUCAUCCAAUAAGCGAACCCCCGAACCGAAGCAUGUUUAAACGAGCUGUAUACUUUGUAUUGGGAGAAUGGAAAAGAACCAGUUGUGUAGCUCUAGUAAACAGAACAAAAAUAAUCAAAAAUAAAGAAAAACUGCUGUGGUGCGGGAUGAAGGACCGACCAUG
This is a messenger RNA of Sabethes cyaneus, 2633 nucleotides long. It is a transcript of the gene Vha26, whose product is annotated as V-type proton ATPase subunit E. Gene Ontology annotation, molecular function: proton-transporting ATPase activity, rotational mechanism. Gene Ontology annotation, cellular component: proton-transporting two-sector ATPase complex, catalytic domain. Lineage: Eukaryota; Metazoa; Arthropoda; Insecta; Diptera; Culicidae. The transcript has 6 exons. Bases 190 to 870 code for a protein of 226 amino acids. Gene Ontology annotation, biological process: proton transmembrane transport. The record is from RefSeq and is a predicted model, not a curated record.